This is a messenger RNA of Schistocerca gregaria, 704 nucleotides long. Its product is annotated as 60S ribosomal protein L18-like. The record is from RefSeq and is a predicted model, not a curated record. Gene Ontology annotation, molecular function: RNA binding; structural constituent of ribosome. Bases 104 to 664 code for a protein of 186 amino acids. Gene Ontology annotation, cellular component: cytosolic large ribosomal subunit; ribosome. Lineage: Eukaryota; Metazoa; Arthropoda; Insecta; Orthoptera; Acrididae. The transcript is spliced from 2 exons. Gene Ontology annotation, biological process: translation.
AAGGGAAAAAAAAAAAAAAUUAAAAAAAAUUAAUCUAAAACAUCGCCAUCGGCAGUGUUGUUUAUAGGCUUUGCGCAUCACUUAAUUGGUAGUCCAGGUUACGAUGGGCAUUGAUAUUAGCCAUAAAUCUAAGGGUCACAAGCGCAAGAGUCCUGUAAGCAAGGAUCCGUAUUUGCGUUUGCUUUUUAGCUUAUACAAAUUUUUGGCUCGUCGUACGACUUCUCGCUUCAAUCAAGUGGUUUCGCGCCGCCUUUGCUUGAGCAGAAACAACAGGCCCCCGGUGUCUUUGAAGAAGGUGGCUCUAUCGCUGAAAGACAAGCCAGAGGACACGAUAGCUGUCGUCGUGUCGACUGUGACGAACGAUGAUCGUUUGCUGGUUGUACCCAAGAUGACGCUUGCGGCCCUGCACGUUACAGAGAGCGCUCGCCUUCGAAUAGAGAAGGCGGGAGGAAAGGUCCUCACUCUGGACCAGCUGGCCAUGCUUCGUCCGACGGGGUCGAAGACCAUGAUAUUGCAGGGUGCUCGACACGCUCGCAAGCAGUUCAAGCACUUCCGAAAGUUGAGGGGAAGGCAUGCCGUUCCGUACAUUAGGUCAAAGACGAAGAGCGGGCGUAAGCAUGAGCGGGCUCGUGGCAGAAGGCCCUCAAGAGGAUUCAGCGUUUGAGUAUCAAAGUGAAAAAAAAAUAAAAAUGAUCUCGAGAUUA